Fusarium proliferatum ET1 is the source of this 1752-nucleotide messenger RNA. RefSeq lists its product as uncharacterized. Gene Ontology annotation, biological process: lipid oxidation. Gene Ontology annotation, molecular function: oxidoreductase activity, acting on single donors with incorporation of molecular oxygen, incorporation of two atoms of oxygen; metal ion binding. The transcript is spliced from 3 exons. The record is from RefSeq and is a predicted model, not a curated record. NCBI's taxonomy places the organism in Eukaryota, Fungi, Ascomycota, Sordariomycetes, Hypocreales, Nectriaceae. The coding region runs from base 1 to 1752 and encodes 583 amino acids.
AUGCUCUUGAAUGUCGCGUUGCUGUUACAUGUCGCGGGAGCCGUAGCAGCAGCGAAUCCGCCACGGCCCUUUUCACUCCCGUCAAGCAACAACUCAGGCCGAGCUGCCGCAAUCGAAAAGACGCGUCAAGGUUUCCAGUACGGAGUGGAUGAUACUCUCAUCGGCGUUAACCCAUGGCCCUCAGGUCCACUCGGUAAAAAAGCCGUCAAGGCGCACUACAGUGCUUUCGAGGUGUCUGAGGCACCUGUCUACAAGCAUAUUGACGAGGAUGCUGCCAAAGCCCAAGCGUCCCUGAACGGAACCCUCCAUUUAGAUUCGUUCGAAGCCUAUUUCAAGCUAUACGAUGGCCAGUGGCAGAACAGCGUUCCAGAUGGGCUUGCUGAAGGAGUCCUCCGCAAUGCCAAGUCCGAUCUGUCGUUUUCCAUGGAGCGGCUCUCUGUACACCCCGAAAGCCUACGACGAGUCAGACCAGAUGAGCGAGUAGCCCUACGUAUCGACGACAAGCUUGCAGGGAAGAUCACAACAAAAACUCAGCGCUCUCUCCAGAAAGAAGGACGCCUAUUUAUUGUGGAUCACAGCAAUCUGGCGAACCUGACUUUGACAAAAGGUCGCUACGCUGGCGCUUGUGAGGCGCUGUUCUUCAUUCAUCCUGUCUCACAAGACUUCUUACCACUGGCCAUUCGUCCCAACAAUGGCUCGCCUCUGGUAUACACUCCUCUCGAUGCUGACAAUGACUGGACUCUAGCCAAGAUACUGCUCAACAUGAAUGAUGUUUGGCAUAAUCAGUGGUAUCACCUAGCCUCAUCUCACAUCUCUUCCGACCUCGUCUACAUGUCGGCUACUCGGUCAUUCAGUGACAUGCACCCGAUCUGGGGUCUGAUCCGUCGCCUGGGCGUCAAUUCUUUCGCAUACCGCGUGGGAGCUAGCGUGUCUCUCGUUAAUCCCGGCGGCGACAUCGAGAAGAACUUUGCUUGGAACGGUGACCAGGCAAUCAAGUACAGUAAACAGGUCUGGCAGUCUGAAUGUGCUCCCUGGCAGGCGAAUCAUCUUGAAACGAAGCUCACCCGGCGGGGUUUGAUAAACUGCGAUUACGGUCCUGAGUUCAAGUCAUUUCCCUACUACGACGAUGCUUCAGUCAUCCUAGGUGCUCUGCGGACUUUCAUCACCGCGUAUGUUGACGCAUAUUACCCAUCGGACGAUGCAAUCACCGCGGAUAACGAGCUCGUCGCAUGGUUUCAUGAAGCAGCUCAUGCCGCCUCCAUAGUGGAUUUUCCUGACUCCAUCUCUACUAAAUCAGAACUGGUCGCGGUACUCACCCAUCACGCGUAUCUCAUCUCGAUCCUUCAUGGAUCGCUAAAUAGCAAUAGUCUUGUGCAUUACAGUGCCGUUUUGCCGAUGCACCCACUGUCGCUCUAUCAGCCGCUGCCAAAGGACAAGGGCAUCUCUAGCCUCGUAUCAUUUCUCCCAGACCUAGAUGCCUCGUUACAGCAGAUUGAGCUUGUUACAGCGUUCAACCAAGCACAGAUGGCUAAUACUGCUGAUUCACUUCGUUUUCUUUUUAACGAACCUGAGUUCCAUGCCAGGAUCAACAAGGAGGCCCGUGCAGCUGCCAAAGUGUAUUCAGACACUUUAUCCGAGUUCAGUAAAGCCGUCAAAGGGAGAAAGCUUGGAGAGGAUGGGCUUAGUCUGGGAAUGCCGUUUGUAUGGAAUGUUUUUGAUCCGAGCACGGCACCUGGUAUCCUUGCCGCCUAA